Molecule: messenger RNA, 1537 nt
Organism: Bacillus rossius redtenbacheri
Lineage: Eukaryota; Metazoa; Arthropoda; Insecta; Phasmatodea; Bacillidae
Exons: 10
Coding region: 1-1167 (388 amino acids)
Source: RefSeq, a predicted model, not a curated record
AUGUGCUGGUGUCUGUGUCUCAGGAGGUCCGGCGGGCCUGAGGAAUGUGUGGUUGUCUGUGUCACAGGAGGUCUGGUGGGCCUGAGGAAUGUGAGGUCCGGCGGGCCUGAGGAAUGUGCGGGUGUCUGUGUCACAGGAGGUCCGGCGGGCCUGAGGAAUGUGCGGGUGUCUGUGUCUCAGGAGGAGGUCCGGAGGUCCGGCGGGCCUGAGGAAUGUGCGGGUGUCUGUGUCACAGGAGGUCCGGCGGGCCUGAGGAAUGUGCGGGUGUCUGUGUCACAGGAGGUCUGGAGGUCUGGAGGUCUGGCGGGCCUGAGGAAUGUGCGGGUGUCUGUGCCGCCGGCUGUGCUCCGCGGCGAAACUGCGGUGCUGCUGUGCCUGUUCGACCUGGAGGACGACCCGCUCUACUCCGUCAAGUGGUACAAGGGCCGCUGGGAGUUCUACCGCUACGCGCCGCGCGAGGACCCUUCCAAGAAGAUAUUCCCCAUCCACGGCCUCAACGUCGAGAUGACGCAAUCUAACGCCACCCACGUAGUGCUGAGUCACGUUCACUUGUCGCUAUCGGGCAAGUACAGCUGCGAGGUGUCGGCCGACGCGCCGUCUUUCCACACAGCCAUCGUCACAGGCGAGAUGGCCGUAGUAGAGGUACCACGGGAGAGACCCACCAUCAGCGGGGUGAGGCCGCGCUACAAGGCUGGUGACUGGGUUCGCAUCAACUGUACGUCGCCCUGGUCCAAGCCAGCAGCGCGCCUCGCCUGGUUCAUCAACGGCGAGCAGGCGCCGCCCUCGGCCGUGGUGCUGCACGCGCCGGCGCUGGAGGCGGACAGCGAGCGAGAGAGCCCCACGCUCGGCCUGCAGCUGCGCGUGGCCCCGCACCACUUCGCCGCGGGCCGCCUCAAGCUGCGCUGCACCGCCAGCAUCCACGACGUGUACUGGCAGAGCACGGAGAAGAGCGUGGAGGAGGACCGGCCCCGCGCCAGCCCGCCGCCGCGGCCCCAGCUGCAGCCCGAGCAGGCACCCGGCUUCCUGGGUGACCUGGCGCCCGGCCCCACAGAACAACAAGAUCCAUCUUGCGCCGUAAAGAGAUUUGUGCUGCAACAAAGUUUUAAAUGUUGGUUCUUCACAUUACAUUUCUUAAUUUUUCUGUUUAUUCCUUUUAUUCUCAGGUGAAAUUACUACCACGUGAUUGUUCGUCGUUUCUUUGGAAGAUAUUGGCAGUAAAUGUGAAAACAAAAACUGGCAUUUUCAACCAAAUAAUAUGUUCUCAAUGUACUUUCGCCUACGCUGUUAUGAGAAUAAAGUGCGGAACUGCUUUAAAAAGUGGCUAUGAAGUGGAUGAACUGGACCAUUCUUAUUUUCCACAAAUGCCAAAUGCCAAAAUGUAUAUAUGAUGUAGCAUGAGAUAAAAAAAAACUUGAGAGCUUGUACAGGAAAUGUAAUGAUGUUUAAAAAAUGAGCUUCCUAAAUGUGAACUGUUACACAAUAAAUCAGCAAUAUUUAACACAUAUAAGAAUUAAAUGGUUCCAAAAUACUAAUAAAA